GCCCGGCGGGAAGAUGUCAUCAUUGCCAAGAAGAGCAAAAGCACAGGUUCAGACUGUGGUAUUGAAAGAUGAAUUUUCUUCCUUCUCUGAGUUAUCAUCUGCCUCUGAAGAAGAUGACAAAGAAGAUAGUGCCUGGGAGCCCCAAAAGAAAGUUCCUAGAAGCCAUAAGCAGCCUGCUCCGAAGGAAUCCAAACCCAAGAGGGUACCUCGGGUGAAGAAGACCACCCCACAGAUCAGUGAUGGCACAGAAGGCAUUUCUGUUAAGGAGGAGCUGAAUAGCUCUGUGGCUAUUGCUGAUGUUGAUUUGGAAGACAGAAAAAAUAAAUUGGAUACCGUACAGACACUGAAAACAGCAAAGACAAAACGGAAAAAUUCAGCUCAGUCCUUUUCAGCUCAAAGGACUAAAAAGCUGAAAGUUGAUGAAGAAACCAGCAAAGCCGGCAGCUUAGAGGGUGGGAGUAACAGUACAGAGACACCGUCCACAAGCACCAUGUGGGAAGGUACAUACAAGAAGGAAGAAAAUGAAGAUGACUUUGCGUUUGGUCAGUCCCCUUUAAAGAAAAUGAAGACUGAAAUGUGUCCUCAGGGGCAGCCUGUCAAGUUUCCAGCAAAUGCCAGCAACAUUAAAGAGGAGGUGGAAAUGAACUGGGAUAUAGUACAGAUUGACGUUUCUACUUCUCCUGUGCUCUUAAAACAAUGUAAAGAGUAG
This is a messenger RNA of Propithecus coquereli (Coquerel's sifaka), 709 nucleotides long. RefSeq names its product S1 RNA-binding domain-containing protein 1-like. The coding region runs from base 14 to 709 and encodes 231 amino acids. The record is from RefSeq and is a predicted model, not a curated record. The transcript is spliced from 5 exons. Lineage: Eukaryota; Metazoa; Chordata; Mammalia; Primates; Indriidae.